AUGGCGGCUGAUAGUGCUGUCACGACGUCUCCGGCGGUUCGUUCCUUUAUUUCACUUAGAAGGGCGUCCAAGGUUAGGUCAUCUGGGGCGAGAACGCUGCCUCGCGUGGGCGUAACAGGUCACAAGAACCAUUGCCCCGCGCUCCAGGGCCAUAGAGACAAGUGCGUUGCCUCGCCACCCCCUCCCUCGCCCGUAGCGCGUACAAGCGGGAGGGGCGGGGCGGGCCUCGCGGGAAAGGGAAUUUUCCCCGGCGAAAAACACGCCAGUCGUCGGCCCCGGCAAGGUCGACGCGGCAAGGUCGUCGCCCGGGUCGACGCACCGCCCAAAACACUCGCGCUCGACCGCGUCCGAUCGUACUCGUAU
Messenger RNA from Iphiclides podalirius (scarce swallowtail), 363 nucleotides. The record is from the annotation of a GenBank genome assembly. NCBI's taxonomy places the organism in Eukaryota, Metazoa, Arthropoda, Insecta, Lepidoptera, Papilionidae.